Molecule: messenger RNA, 2872 nt
Organism: Actinia tenebrosa (Australian red waratah sea anemone)
Lineage: Eukaryota; Metazoa; Cnidaria; Anthozoa; Actiniaria; Actiniidae
Biological process (GO): antibiotic biosynthetic process
Molecular function (GO): 3-dehydroquinate synthase activity; O-methyltransferase activity
Source: RefSeq, a predicted model, not a curated record
UACAAGGUGAAAUUGGAGUUCCUACAAAAACCAACACUACUGAGAAAAAUGUCCACUAUUACGCUGUCGCUUAAACCGUUUUCUGACUGUGACACCAAAGAAAUAACAUUUUAUGAAGAAAAUGAAACUAGGACUACAGAAAUCUUGGACACGAUUCAUUCAGCAAUCGAGGCGUUAGCAGAGAUUACAUGGAAGUUUCUUGACGGACCGCAAGUAACAGUAGAAGAAAUGACUUUGAAGAUCUUUUCUAACCCAAGAAUCAGUAGUUUUCUUAUUAACACGUCACGUCUUGCCGUCUUCUCAAAAGAAUUGGCCAAAUCGUUCCGAGCCGAUCUUGACUCACUUGCUCUCAUCAAGCAAUUGAAGUAUUUCUACAACCAGCCAACCUCCGGUGUCCUGCAACAACUCACCGAUCUUGUUUCAAGGGUCACUAGUGACACCGAUAAACUCGCUGAAUGGAACAACAUCUCCAAAUUGAUUUCUGAAAGCUCACUGGCGACGAAACCAGUCCGAYACGUCCUGCAAGAGAAUGGGUUACCUGAAUGUUACCAACAGARCGUCGAGUACCUCGAGAAGGCAGAUCCUCAUGCUGUAUACCCAACAUCGAUUUAUCGUAGCUGUGAGGGAUAUGUCCUGGCCAAACCUGACGCAUCUGUUAUAGAGAGUACUAUGAGCACGACACUCACUACCACCAUCAAGAUUGUCAAUGAUGUGCUCAAUCCUGCUAACAAGGAAUUGAAGAAUGUCUACCACCCUUUUGGCAGAUGCGUUGCAAUAAUCGACGACAAAGUCGAGAAACUCUACGGUGAAUCCAUCCAGGUUUACUUUGACACUCACAACAUCAAACUAUGGAAACUGGUUUUCCCAGGCAACGAGGUAGACAAGGACAUCUCCAACGUGGAAAACAUGUUGGUCUCUCUCAAGAAGAUCAAAGUUUYCAGGAAUCAGCCCAUACUUGUUGUUGGUGGGGGAGUGAUAUCGGACAUUGCUGGUUUUGCUACGGCUUUGUACCAUCGUAACACCCCAUACGUCAUGUUAUGUACCAGUAUAGUGUCUGGAAUCGAUGCUGGUCCUUCUCCUCGUACUUGCUGUGAUGGCUUUGGCUUCAAGAACCUAUACGGUUCCUAUCAUCCACCUGUCCUUACCCUGACCGACAGGAGCUUCUUCCGUACUCUGCACCACGGCUGGAUUCGACAUGGAAUAGCAGAGAUCGUCAAGAUGGCUGUAGUUAARGAUGAAGAGUUGUUUAACCUGUUAGAACAGGUUUCAUCUGCCCUYAUAUGGACCAAGUUUGGYACUGAAAUGGAUGGCUUUGAUGGAGAUAGCGAAACGUUUGGGAAAGUUUGUGAUCUCAUCAUUGGGAAAGCUCUUGAAGGAUACGUGCGAUCAGAGUAUGGUAACCUGUGGGAGACACAUCAAUGUCGUCCUCAUGCUUACGGACACACGUGGAGCCCUGGGUACGAGCUGCCCGCAGGGAUGCUUCACGGACAUGCUGUUGCWACAGGCAUGGGUUUUGGAGCCUAUCUUUCCUUCUGUGAAGACUGGAUAAGCCAAGAAGAGUUGGACCGCAUUCUUAAACUCCUUAGCGGUCUUGAACUGUCUUUGUGGCAUCCAAUCAUGGACGACAGUCUCAAGAUCUUCAAAGCACAGGAGAAGAUGAUCGAAAAGAGAGGUGGUAACUUGGCUGCACCGAUACCAAAAGGUAUUGGAAACUGUGGUUACCUCAACCAUAUGCCUUUAGAUCUCCUUCAACAAAGGCUGCAAGAAUACCGAGACAUUUGUCAGCAGUUCCCAAGACAAGGGCUUGGAAUCGAAGMCCACUGUAAAGAAGUCGGCCUUGAAGAUCCGGCAACAGUCGGAGGCGUCAAUAAAGAACUACCAGAAGAAAAAGACGUGGACAUUCAAAAUGGCUGUGAGAAUGGUUUAGAAAAUGACGGCAGGAAAAGGAAARCCCUUACGUACCAAGAGUGGAUUGAAGCAGUGCAGAAGAAACGUAACAAGGGGUUCGUUUCUAAUUUGGCUUUGAAACAAGCCAAGGACACACCACAUCCGCCUGAGUUUGAACCCAACGAAAUAUGCCAUUCAGGCGUGGAAGAUUAUGCUGGUAAGGUAUCACAAGUACCCAGUGCGGAUAUACAGAAGAUUGCCAUAGAAACCGAACAGCAACAAAUGUUUACACCAUGCAUGGUGGGACAUCUUGAGUCACAAUUCCUGAAGAUGAUGGCUCAGAUUGGUAAUGCCAAGCGUGUGUUGGAYAUAGGAACCUUUACGGGAAUGUCUGCCAUGGCGUUCGCUGAGGGUCUUCCUUCUGAUGGGGAGGUGGUAACCAUCGAGUUUGAUCCGACAAUUGCAUCCUCUGCAGCUAAACUAUUCCUUGGCUCAGCACAAGCACACAAGCUGACACUUAAGGUCGGUGAUGCUGUAGAGGUAAUAAAAGAGAUGAAGUCAGCACAAGAGAAGUUUGAUAUCAUCUUCCUCGAUGCAGCUAAAGAUCAGUACAUCUYGUACUAUAAACUCGCCAUGGAUAUGCUCACACCUUCAGGUUUUAUUCUCGCUGAUAACUCGCUCUGUGCCUUGUUGUACGACUCUGAUGAUUCUAGAAGGCAAGCACUUCAUGAAUUCAACCAGAUGGUGAAGCAUGAUCAAAGGGUUGAACAACUCGUUCUUCCCUUUAGAGAAGGUAUCUCAAUCAUACGACCAAAAUCCUAGAUCCAUGUGCYUGUUCUCCACGAUCGUAAUUAAAUAUUUUGCAUGCGCAAAGCAUCUUUUUACCAUACUUCUUUAACUUAAUGCAAUGUUAGUGAGCCACUUUUACGGUCACUUAUUUAUAAAUGAUAUUGCUUGGCAAUAACUUAGUCAUUGAAUGUGAACA